Molecule: messenger RNA, 3580 nt
Organism: Blastomyces dermatitidis ER-3
Lineage: Eukaryota; Fungi; Ascomycota; Eurotiomycetes; Onygenales; Ajellomycetaceae
Exons: 3
Coding region: 2739-3338 (199 amino acids)
Source: RefSeq, a predicted model, not a curated record
GUUGGUUAAAAAAAAAUAGUCCCAUCCCUCACAAAACCCCAUCAUCACGAGGACACCUGCGGAGCCUCUAGCAGAGAACGCCCCUCAGAUCCUUCAGACCCUUCAGAAGGCCCGCGUAAAUCCGGUGGACUGCUUUCCGACCUGAGAAGCUGCGGUGGCUGGGUUACCAUAAUACUGCUGGCGGUGGAAUCCGACCGCUGAGAGCCCUGCCGGUGCAAUCCGUGAUCGUCGCUAUCAGACGUCGGGGUUGGUGGCGAGUAGGCGAUGGUUGGAUUUACCGCCAGGUCAUCCUCCACGGACUCGACGGAGUGCGUGCGUCUAUGGCUGGUGUUUGAGGCAUCCUUGCUGCUGUCCCGGUAGGAGGAGUUGGGUCUUGAGCUAGGGCUUGCGGAGGGCGAUUCGAAGGAAUGGGUUGAGGAACGGUAGCUCUGGGAGCGGGAGACCAUGGUGUGCACGCGCGGGAGUUCGAGAUAGUUGGCUAUCGAGCUGCGGGAGAAAAGCACGAGCCCGAAGCAGAUGAGGACGAAGACACUUUGGAUGAUUGAGAUGCGCUUUUGGAAGAGGAGCUCGUCGGCUAGGAUUCCUAGUUGGCUGCUCAUGGCGAAGACCUCCUGAUGAUAAUGAAGUCGUUGUUGUUCGAAUUCGACGGCCACGGAGUGCCAGACCUGGUCGUACUGGUGGCGAAAUUCUCGGAGCUCCUGCAGCACCGAUGUAUUUAAGUUUUCGAGGAAUGUGGUGGUUUUUGCUAGCUGUCGCUUUUCCACUUUGCUAAAAGCAUCUCGAAGGAUGCGUGACUGCUCUUCGAUAUACUGUAACGAGAGGGAAGAGUUUGUCUCCAGCAUAUGCAAACGUUUGUUCACGGAUUUAAAGAAGGAUUCUUGAGUCGUAGGGUUAGGUUGAUGCUGCUGAACUGUAGUCGACGGUUUCGAUGACUCAGAUGAACCACCGUACUCGGUCUUGUGAGUACUAGUGGAUGUCGCAUGUUGAGACUCGUUAGCAGGAUUUUGAGCGCGGGAGUCCGUCACGGUAGGCGUAGUUUUUUGGGUAGGGCUAGCCACAUUCGAAGACGAUUCAGCACUGGGAGUUAUCGGCGUGGCAUCCUCUGCCACUUUAGCAGGGCCAUGAGCCUGGACUGAAGCUGACUGAACUGCAUCCAUUGAUUGGUUGUGGGCGCGAGGUGCCUCCUUGAUAAGGCACACUCCGUCUUCCUCUCCGGCAAGACUGCGCGAUAAGAUCGCCCCAAUAUCAGCCUUUGGAAGACAUAUAUCCUCCGGCUUCUGAACGCGAGUUGGUUGCACGUCAAAUCCACCAGCUCCAGUUGAGCCAUCACUCUCCUUCCCGACAACCUUGCUCUGAUUAGCAGUGGGAUUAUCUGGUCCAGAUUCCGAGGCCACGUUGCCCUGAAUCUGGGCUGAAUUGUGGUCUUCUAAACGGGCAAUAAAAUUCGUUACCGUAAUGAGUCAAGAAUUCGAUCUUCACAUAUCUGGCCCAAAUGAGGGGAUUCUCAACUGCGAACGCUUGAACCUCUCGAGAAUUAACUGCUUCAUCGAACUGAAAAACUCAUAGUUGGCUAGCACAAUAGUAUCGAUUAAAAUAUCGUCACAGAGCUCGACUAUCAAGAAUUUAUCCCUAGCCCUACACUCGUUGAGCAUAUAAUUGUCUUUAUUCUCGGUCAGAACGGACGAUGCGCCGCUGCACUGGGGGUUGGUCUUCAGCACUGUAGCCGCGCAAUCAAACGAUGCAUAAUUAAAUCGUUCCUUGCAUGUAGUCCCCGCAUCCUUUCUCUUAGAAACACCUCCACGAGUCGUAGUUUCAAUCUGCGUUUCUCCUUCUGCGCCUCUCGUAGCCGACUCUGCCCCAUCGGCAUGCGGAGCUUGACCUUUCCCAACCUUCCUCUCCCAUGACGCCGGGCCAGAAUUUUCAGGCCCAAACCCACCGAAUUCCAACGCAAUCUCACCGUCUUCACCCAAGGAAUCCAAAGAAUUGUCAAUCCCCAUAGGGCGCUGGCGUCUUCCGCUGGCCUCAGAUCCAGCACCUUGGCGAUCCCCCCUAACAUGUUCCACCGAUUGGCCCACUUUUGCCAAAUUCUGCUUCUUCCACUCUUCGAAAGAAAGAAAAUUCGCAUUAUCAAGAGGCGACUCCGUAUCUAAGUCCUGGUCCAGACCACUUGAUCCUGACGUAGUCGCUGUUACUGUUGAUGACGGCGAUGGUGAAGCACCAGGGGGAAUCGAUGCAUCAAUGUCAGCUCCUCCAGAUGAAGAAUUCGACGUAUAAUUUUCGACGUGCCCAAUACCGGCCCAUUUCGGUUCUAAGCAGACAGGGUUCUGCAUGUAUUCCAACUGAAUAUCCGACAGGUCCCUGUUGGGACAAGUUGCAUCUAAUGCUCGCGAGCUAAUAUUGGGUUGCUCAAAACCCAGAUUUCCCCCCGCGUGCACAGCAGCAAGUAAAGCAAUAGCCCAGAAGUAUAGCAAGCGAUCCGUAGCCCGACAUUUCGUAUGAGCACCACGCGGGAAGAGGGUAUAAUGCCAGGCCAUAUUUCCCCGAGGUAACGCUCGUGAUUUCGUGAUAAAAAAAAAUUGAAGAAAAAGGAAUAGAGAAACGGCGCUCAGAGUAACUAUGUACGAAUAACCACGAUUAAGAAAGAAAAAAAAACCUAUCAAACCAGAAGCGUUUGGUAAGCACAGGACUUCAAAUCAAAGAAUCCAUAACGUAUCGACAACGUUUCAAGUUUGACCAUCAUGGAUAGACAGACAAUAGUUAAAAAAAAAGAGCAAAAUCGAAAGGACCAAAAUCCUCACCUUUUCCUCAACGACAGCAACAGCAACAGCAGAUUUGCGGUGCCUUCGCAACGCCAGCACCGGAAAAUUCAACAAGGGUCCCUCCGCGUCCAGUUCGAUGGCCCAUUCUUCGUUUUCCUCACUUUUCUCCUGUCGGAUCCGCAGCUACCAGAACGGCAGUCCACAGCAUCUCCCUAUGUUGUUUAUCAGUCGCUGCGCCGUGAUUUCUUUUUCUCGUCUGCGGCCGGGCGGAUUCUAGACACCAACAACUCAGGUCGAGGGCGUCGUAAAGGAAAGGGAAAAAUAGGAGAUUGUCAAAGUAAUACGAUCGUAUGCGAAAGAAAGAUUGCGGAAGCUGUUGUGGAAGAGAAAGGAGCAAUAAGCUUUCGUCUUCGCACAGCUUUGAAUUCCGGGGUAAAAAAAAAAAAAAAAUCUGGCCUCUUGAGUUUGCUUUUGGUAAGGAACCGCGUUAGGGUGUUCGGAAAAGGGAAAACGGCUUGCCGGCCGUUGGCGACAGGGAUAUUAUCCGGCUACAAAGAAGCCCUGUUCUGUGUUGAUUAAAUAUCUUCUUAUCUCUCCCUCAAGGUAUGUAGUUAGACAGACCGAUUCGUUCAUAUGAGAAAAAGGGAGCUGGGAUUGGGACUGAGCGGAAGGUGGUUGGUUGGUUGGUUCGUUCGGUUCGUUGGUUAGCUAGUUAAUAAUAAUAAUAAGCUCGCGGCUAAAAAGACGCCUUAACGUAUGCCCCACGCGCUGUUGCUCUCUCUAAAAGAAACUGCUGCGAAGAGUGUGAAGGUCGGAUCAAA